Molecule: messenger RNA, 741 nt
Organism: Arthroderma uncinatum
Lineage: Eukaryota; Fungi; Ascomycota; Eurotiomycetes; Onygenales; Arthrodermataceae
Exons: 1
Coding region: 1-741 (246 amino acids)
Source: RefSeq, a predicted model, not a curated record
AUGGCUGACGGCUUACAUUUGAAAAUUGACAUGACAAAGGAGAAGAAAGUGCGAAAGUACACACUUACCAAUGGCAACCAGUCUGCUCCUAUGUAUACGGUGGAAAUAUCCAAGAAGUCGAAACCUCAUGCCAAAGUGAUUAAGCAUAGCGCGUCACUCAGUGCUCAUCCACCUCCACCGCCUGCUCAAUACCAAGUGCCUCCUCCAUACGUCAACGGACACCAACCAUACAACCAGCCAUAUAACCAACCCUACAACCAACCUUACUAUCAACCUUACAACCAACCGUAUAAUCAACCCUUCAGCCAGCCCUAUACCCAGCCAUACAACCAGAAUUACAACUACCAACCCUCGCCACCAUCCGACCAGGUCGUCGGGACGAUGACAUUCCACGAACUAUCAUCCAAAAUAGACGUCUCAUUCAAUGGUACCGAUGUAUCGAUGAAACGCUCAGAUCCCCUAGCUGGAGGCCGCAAGUUCCAAACUCCCACCCUGGGCAAACUGCAAUGGAAAGAGGAAAACCUGCUUAGCUGUAACCAGAAGCUUGUAGAUGAAAAUCGCAAUGUGAUUGCGCGGUACAACAAGAAGAAAGACGAGAUAGUCGUCCUACUGCCACAUCAUCAGCUGGAGAGGAACUUGGAUAUGAUCGUUGUCACGGGCAUAGCGACUGUUGAGUACGAGAGGAAGUCAGAAAGUGACGCGGACACCGCAGGGGAGAUCGUUGAAGCCUUUGUCGGAUGA